This is a messenger RNA of Lactuca sativa (garden lettuce), 1278 nucleotides long. RefSeq names its product RAC-like 6 (gene RAC6). Lineage: Eukaryota; Viridiplantae; Streptophyta; Magnoliopsida; Asterales; Asteraceae. Gene Ontology annotation, molecular function: GTPase activity; GTP binding. The record is from RefSeq and is a predicted model, not a curated record. Gene Ontology annotation, biological process: small GTPase-mediated signal transduction.
ACCUAUUUCGUUGGCACAACAAAAACACAAAAUUCAGAAUUUUUUCAAACUUAUUUUAAAUCAAGAAAUCCAGAGAGAGAGAGAGAGAGAGAGAGUUCAUCUCCACCACCCAGCGAACGAUUCAACGGCAUUGUUUCCCGGCGAAACAAAGGCCCUCUCAUCUCUUUCAACCCCCAAACAAUUCCCUCUCUUUAGGGUUUUCUGUUCCAACAAGAAAGAAAAUUACUCCUUGUAGUAUACAAUUUUCCCUUUUGCAUUUUUUUCUUAGGGUUUGUUCUUGGUGUUUCGCUGGAAAACUUUGCAAAUUGUCGUUCAUUUUAAACAAAACAAGGUCGAAUUUUGUCAGAAGGUAACGAAAGAAAAGGAGAAAAGGGGAAUUCUUGAGUUCUUCGGUAAUCAGGUCUUCUGAAGGUAGAAGAAGAUCUGAAGAAAUAUGAGCGCAUCGAGGUUCAUAAAGUGCGUCACAGUCGGUGAUGGCGCUGUCGGAAAGACAUGUCUCUUGAUUUCUUACACCAGCAACACCUUCCCUACGGAUUAUGUUCCAACUGUAUUUGAUAACUUCAGUGCCAAUGUGGUUGUGAAUGGAAGCACAGUUAACCUAGGCUUGUGGGACACUGCUGGACAGGAGGAUUAUAACAGAUUAAGACCGUUGAGUUAUCGUGGGGCCGAUGUUUUCAUUUUGGCAUUCUCUCUCAUUAGCAAAGCCAGCUAUGAAAACGUCUCCAAAAAGUGGAUUCCUGAGUUGAAGCAUUAUGCUCCUGGCGUUCCAAUUGUUCUUGUUGGGACAAAACUUGAUCUUCGGGAUGAUAAGCAGUUUUUCGUGGAUCAUCCUAAUGCAACACCCAUUACUUCUGCUCAGGGAGAGGAGUUGAAGGAUACGAUUGGAGCUCCUGAGUACAUUGAAUGUAGUUCAAAAACACAGCUGAAUGUGAAGCAAGUUUUUGAUGCUGCCAUUAAAGUUGUUCUGGCGCCUCCAAAGGCGAAGAAGAAGAAGGGAAAAGGUCAAAAGGCGUGUUCCAUAUUGUGAUGAAGAAGAGAGAGAAAACUAGUUGACCAUGGCUUGUUCUUGGAUUUCAUUUUCAUAUAUGUUUGUUGAUUUGUAUUUUGAUUUUAUAAGCUCUCAAAAGUCAAAAGAUCUUAAUGUAGUAGUAAUCAUGUAGUUUGCUAUCGAAAGCUCUAUUUUUCUUGUUGUUUACUUCAGAUUCAUGCUAAUUUUCGGGUAUGGGUUUUUGGUUAAAUAUGAUAAAAGUAUAUAUGAUAUGAUGAAAGUUAAAAGUA